AUGCCCAGGACUAUCGAUUUCGAUCAUGAAUCCACCCACCUCCUAGUUACGGUGGCCAACAGUGGCAGCGCCACUCAGACCAUGGAUACCCUGACCUCCUCCGGUGGGACAUUGCGGGAGGGUACACACCCUACUUCUACCGAUAUCGGCAUGCUUCACACCCAGAAUGCGGAUGCUGAACAUCAGAAUGCUCUUCCCGGGACCGGAGCCAUGAGCCUUGAGAGGACACACACAGAUACAACCGAUGAUCGCCAUGCCAGAACACAUAUCCCACUCCCGUUCGACCCAACAUAUCUGUCCGAUGUAACCAACGCCGACUGGGCUCUCCAUGUGCAACCAGGGACAACCUCGUAUCCAGUCUGGAACGAUAUACCACAGAUCGAGUGGCGUGAUGUGGACCGCAACCACACCCAUUUCUUGGAGCCCUUCAGGGGAAAUGGAGGUGACAUCCUCGAUCCCGUGCGGAUCAACGCGCCGCAGGUCGGUCAGGGAUAUGCAACCGGCGCCCACGCCUACCUUCUCGAGUCGAUGUCUCCGAUUCAUAAUCACGGAUCAUCUAUCGACUACGACUGGGCAGUCGCCCUGAAGACCUAUGACUACCUUCGUCCCGAGGAGGCAACGCAUUCCGUCGAUCUUCAGACACAGUGGUCGAAGGAAUCGGAGUUGACUAUAGCAUGGAGCCAGCGGCGUCAGGCGGCAGAGGAAGUCGAGGACCCGUUCCUCGAAGACCCCAUAAUACUUCAAAACAGGUGCCCGGAUGCUACUCCGUGGCUACUGCUCUCGCUUGAGGAGAAUAGCAAUUCCGACAACGAGGGCGCGCCCUCCUCUCGACACCUGCGGGGUUUCGCUGCAUUGUCUCAGGACAAUGUAGACGAAUAA
Molecule: messenger RNA, 879 nt
Organism: Fomitopsis serialis
Lineage: Eukaryota; Fungi; Basidiomycota; Agaricomycetes; Polyporales; Fomitopsidaceae
Exons: 2
Coding region: 1-879 (292 amino acids)
Source: RefSeq, a predicted model, not a curated record